GCUAGAUUCUCUUGCCCUCUGUCAUUAAACGAUCAUGGACACAUCUAAAGUCGCUCUCAUUACGGCUGGUUCGAAGGGGCUUGGGGCAGCUAUUGCUCGGGUUCUGGCUACCGAAGCUUACAUGCGAGUCGUGAUCAACUACCACUCAGAUUCUUCUAGUGCAGAUGAACUUGUUCAGGAACUGAAACACUUGGCUCUAACAAACACACGGCACGAUGGGAGCCUGUCCGACGGAGAACGUUUCAUAGCGAUAAAAGCGGACAUGGCAUUUCCCGACCAGAUCAGACGACUUGUCGAAGAAUGCAUCGCUAAGAUGGGACGAUUGGAUGCUGUGGUCUCGAAUGCAGGAUGGACACGCAUGACGAACUUCAUGGAUCUACAGGAUGCAGAUCGUGAAGCUGAUUGGGAUCAAUGCUUCAACAUGAAUGUCAAGAGUCACUUUUUCCUAUUCAGGGCUUGUCACAGACACUUGAAGAGUAGCGAAGGUGCAUUCAUUGCGACAGCAAGUGUUGCUGGCGUCAAACCAAGCGGCAGUUCACUGCCGUAUGCUGUUACUAAAGCUGCUCUCGUUCAUUUGACAAAGUCCCUUGCAGUCAUCGCUGCUCCUCAGAUACGUGUCAACUGCGUCUCCCCAGGCGUCUUACUCACGGACUGGGGCCGUCAGUUCUCAGAGGAACGGCUCCAGACGGUGAAAACGACGAAUGCUCUCAAGCGACUUGCAACAACUGAGGAUGUCGCGCAGCAAGUAAAAGUCCUUGUACUUUCUCAGUCCGUAACUGGGGUAAAUACGAUUGUUGAUGCUGGCUUUUCUCUAUGAGUGAGAUCAUCCAUGAUUCCAUACAUUAGACGGCGAAGAGGAAGUGAGAAAUUGUACAUCCUAUCCAGGCUAGAAGAAUAGAAAGCUACAUAUGUAAUUCUCCAGUACCAGAGUGCUUCACACUUCCAAGCACCAAGCAAGUAGUGCAGCUGCCAAGCUUCGGGAAAUGCUGGCUGCUCAGUGGUCUUUUUCGGCUGGGGCCUCGGCGAUA
Molecule: messenger RNA, 1028 nt
Organism: Mytilinidion resinicola
Lineage: Eukaryota; Fungi; Ascomycota; Dothideomycetes; Mytilinidiales; Mytilinidiaceae
Product: NAD(P)-binding protein
Exons: 4
Coding region: 35-817 (260 amino acids)
Molecular function (GO): oxidoreductase activity
Source: RefSeq, a predicted model, not a curated record